Anguilla anguilla (European eel) is the source of this 6465-nucleotide messenger RNA. Its product is annotated as complement C3-like. The record is from RefSeq and is a predicted model, not a curated record. Gene Ontology annotation, cellular component: extracellular region. The coding region runs from base 116 to 5002 and encodes 1628 amino acids. Gene Ontology annotation, molecular function: protein binding; endopeptidase inhibitor activity. The transcript has 41 exons. NCBI's taxonomy places the organism in Eukaryota, Metazoa, Chordata, Actinopteri, Anguilliformes, Anguillidae.
AUUUCAGACUGGUGUCAUAGGCCAGGAAGAGUUGACGUGGGGAUCUGGGUGAGCAGGUUAAUAUGUGAAAAUACAGUGGCGAGGGGAGGCCAGGCACAUUGACCAGGCAGGCAGAAUGCACGUGGACAUGGUGUGGUCGGCUAUUCUGGCCCUCGCUCUUCCUGCGCUCGCUCAAUGUGGUCCACUAUUUAUUCUGACCGCGCCAAACCUGCUGCGGGUGGGCAGUUGGGAGAAUGUGUUUGUGGAGGCACAGGAAUACACGGGAGAGAGUUUCGAUGUCGAAAUCCAGGUGAAAGACUUCCCGACCAAAAGCAGGGAGAUUUUCUCCAAAACAGUGAGCCUGAAUGCAACCAACAGCUUCCAGGCUUUGCAAGGAAUUUUUAUCUCUGCAGAUUUUUUUGAAGGGACACAUGGCAAACGGUAUGUCUACCUGGAAGCAAAAUUUCCCCAGCAAAAGUUAGAGAAACUUAUUCUGGUCUCCUUCCUUGCUGGGUACAUAUUUGUGCAGACAGAUAAGACCAUCUAUACUCCAGAAGACACAGUUCAUUACAGGAUUUAUGCCUUGAACCCUGGUUUGGAGCCUGUUGCAAGUGGUGUUUCUUUGGCAGUAAUGUCUCCUGAGGGAAUCACUGUUCAGAAAGAUGUGGUGCAUCCUGAAAAUGGCAUCAAGUCAGGACAGUACAAACUCCCAGGGGUUUCCAGCGUGGGGACUUGGAAGCUGGUAUCCAGGUUCCAUAACACCCCAGAGAGGAACUUUACCUCUGAUUUUGAGGUCAAGAAAUAUGUGCUACCAAGCUUUGGGAUCAAGCUCACUCCAGGAAAACCGUUUUUUUACAUUGACGAUGUUGAGCUCACUGUCGACAUAACUGCCCGGUAUCUGUAUGGAGAGGAUGUUUCAGGGAAGGCGUUUGUGGUUUUUGGCGUGCUGACAGAGGAUGGUGAGAAGAAGAGUAUUCCUGCCUCUCUGCAGAGAGUGAACGUUAUCUCAGGAAAGGGCAAUGCUACCCUAAAAAGAGAACAAAUUCAGAAGACCUUCCCUGACAUCAGUCAGUUGAUCAGGCUGUCUCUCUAUGUGUCUGUCAGUGUCCUGACAGUCAGUGGAAGUGAAAUGGUGGAGGCAGAGAGACAGGGGAUCCAGAUAGUGACAUCACCCUACACCAUCCACUUCAAGAAGACCGCCUCCUAUUUUAAACCAGGAAUACCUUUUGAUGUCAUGAUUUACAUCACAAACCCAGAUGACACUCCCGCUAAGGACAUUGAUGUGGAGGUGACACCAGGGCCAGUUUUGGGCAGGACAACGGAAAAUGGAAUCGCCAAGGUUACCGUCAACACCGAAGUACAGGAUGAUUCUCUCUCGAUCACGGUGAAAACGAAGGAUCCUUACCUGACUGAGGAGCAGCAGACGGUACAGCGUAUGGUAGCCCUGCCCUACAGGACACAGCAAGGCUCAAAUAACUACCUUCACAUCAGCAUGCAAACAGCUGAACUAAAGAUUGGAGAUAACCUGGGCAUCAGCCUCAACCUUGUGAACAGCCCAGGUGUACAGGAACAAAUAAACCAUAUCACAUACCUGGUACUGAACAAAGGGAGGCUCAUUCAUGCUAAGAGAUUUGAGAGACUCAGCGGGCAGUCACUGGUGAUCUUAUCACUGCCAGUGACCAAAGACAUGGUCCCCUCCUUUCGAUUUUUGGCAUACUACCACGUGGGCACAGAAGUGGUGUCAGACUCUGUGUGGGUGGACGUUAAGGCAACUUGCAUGGGAACGCUUGAAGUCACCUCCACUAAACUGAAAGAUGUCUAUGAGCCGCGUAAGCCCUUCAGCUUGACCAUCACCGGUGACCCCGGGGCAAAGGUGGGCCUGGUGGCCGUGGACAAGGGUGUCUAUGCCCUGAACAAUAAGAACAGACUCACACAGACCAAGAUCUGGGAAUUUACUGAGAAUCAAGAUACUGGGUGCACGCCUGGGAGUGGAGCUGACAGCAUGGCAGUGUUUUACGAUGCUGGGCUGGCGUUUGAAUCGAGCGCUGGUGGGACCAAGUACCGAACAGACCCCAACUGUCCCGCGCGUUCCAAGAGUCGCCAACGCCGUUCGCUCACACUGAUUGACUUGGAAAACUCACUAGUGGGGGAAUACACCGGUCUGGAAAGGCAGUGCUGUGUGGAUGGAAUAGAAGACAAUUUGCAAGGGUACACGUGCGAGCGGCGCUCCCGGUACAUUAUUGAUGGGCAGGAGUGCGUAAGUGCUUUUCUGCACUGCUGCAAGGAGGUGAAGAAAAAGCACCCAGACUACAGGCAGGAAGCCCUCCUGCUGGCACACAGUGAGGACAAGCAGGACGAAUACAUUAGUGACUUUGAUAUAAAUUCCCGCACGCAAUUCCCUGAGAGCUGGUUAUGGGGGGUGGAGACACUUCCACCAUGUCCAGUAGAAAUGAGAGAAUGUCAGUCCACUUCAGUUGUAACAAAUGGUUACCUGAAAGACUCCAUCACCACCUGGGAAGUCACCGCCAUCAGUCUAUCCAAAUAUCACGGAAUCUGUGUGGCGGAUCCCUUUGAGAUGAAGGUGAUGAAAUCUUUCUUCAUCGACCUGAAGAUGCCCUACGCCACGGUGCGCAACGAGCAGGUGGAAGUUAAAGCAGUGCUUCACAACUACCUUGAUGAGGAAAUAAAGGUUCAGGUGGACCUGAUGGAGACACCGGAGGUGUGCAGCGCAGCCAGCAAGAAGAGAACGUAUCGCAUGCCAGAGGUGUUCAUGGACCCCAUGUCUUCGCACGCCAUCCCGUUUGUCAUCAUCCCGAUGGCCCUAGGCUUGCACUCCAUCGAGGUCAAAGCCGCCGUCUCCGGUUCCUCCUACACAGAUGGCGUCAAGAAGGACCUGCGUGUGGUGGCCGAAGGAGUGAAAAUUAAAAAGGAGGUUAUAACCAUGCUCCUGAAUCCACUGGCUUAUGAUGGAGUUCAGUCACAGAAGAUUAAUGCUGUGAAGCUAUCAUCCAGGGUGCCAGGUUCUCCCGCGUACACUUACAUCAGCGUGACAGGUGAGCUGCCGAGUCAGCCCAUUCAAGAAGCCAUCAGCGGUUCCUCCAUGGGCCGCCUCAUAGCUCGUCCCACGGGGAAUGGUGAGCAGAACAUGAUCAGCAUGACCGGACCCGUCAUCUCCACACACUACAUGGACACCACCCACCAGUGGGAGAAAGUGGGACUAGAGCGCAGAGCCUUAGCCAUCAAGUACAUCACAAUGGGUUAUACUCAGCAGAUGUACUAUCGUAAAACUGAUGGCUCGUAUAGCGUUUGGAAAGACAGGAAACCCAGCACCUGGCUGACAGCAUACGUGGCCAAAGUGUUUGGCUUGGCAUACAGACUUGUCACCAUUGCAGACGACGUACUUUGUAGCGCCCUCAAGUGGCUGGUCCUGAACGCACAGCAGCCAGAUGGCAUUUUCAAAGAGCAUUCACCGGUCUACGACGCAGAGAUUAUGGGUGGCGUGCAGGGGAAAGACAGCGACGCUUCGAUGACCGCGUUCGUCCUCAUCGCCAUGCAGGAGUCCCGUCACAUAUGCGCGAUGAUGAACCUGUCAAACAGCAUGGAGGAAGCCAGCGACUUCCUCUCUCGUAGAAUCCACAGCCUGACCAACCCCUACGCCGUGGCCCUCACUGCCUACGCUCUGAGCAACGAGGGAAAUCACCAGCUGGACAUCCUGAACCGCUUCUCAUCUGAAAAAACACACUGGCCAGUCCCCGGCAGUCACCUUUCCACACUUGAGGCUACUGGCUACGCACUGCUGGCCUUGGUGAAAGCCAAAGAGUUUAACCAGGCUCAGCACGUCAUCAGGUGGUUGACAAAACAUAAGUUCCACAACAGAGGCCCCAGAUCUACCCAGGCCACCAUGAUAGUCUUCCAGGCUGUGGCUAUGUACAUGUCAGAAGUAUCCGAUGUGAAAAACAUCGACUUGCAAGUGAGCCUCAGUGUGGCUGGUCGUAGCCAACCCGUCAGGUGGACAUUCAACUGGGACAACGCUCACCUCACGCGCUCAGAGAGGAUUAAUUUUGAAGAAAACCUGACUGUUACUGCCAAAGGAACAGGCCAAGGGACCCUGUCGGUGAUGACAAUAUACAACGCUUUGCCCGAGGAAAAGGAACCAGAGUGUGGGAACUUUGAACUGGAGGUGAAGAUAGAGAGGGAGCCUCAUGUUACCAAUGGGGAUGCACUGGAGACGUACAAGCUCACAAUUGAGAUGAUAUACAAGUCCUUCUACAGAGAUGCCACCAUGUCUGUCCUGGAUAUCACCAUGCUUACUGGCUUCAUAGCAGAUGAGAAGGACCUUGACAGGUUAACCUCAGGAAGGGACAGAUACGUCCAGAAGAUUGAGAUUGACAAGCAGCUUUCUCAGAAGGGCUCCCUCGUUUUCUUCCUGGAUAAGGUUUCCCAUCAGCUGUCUGACAUAGUGGCCUUCAGGAUACAUAAAAUGAACAGAGUGGGUUUGCUUCAGCCAGCUGCUGUUACUCUGUAUGAGUAUAACUCCAUGGAAAACCGCUGUACAAAGUUUUAUCACCCGAAGAAGAAGGACGGGACCCUGAACACGAUCUGCCAUGAGAACGUGUGCCGCUGUGCAGAAGAAAACUGCAGCUACCAGAAGAAGAAGAAGGUUGAUGAGUUGGACCGUGAGGCGGCAGCCUGUGAAGCUGGAAUGGAUUACGUGUACAAAGCCAAAGUUCUCCAGGCUGAUCUGACUCCCACCAUGGACCGCUUCACUGUCCUUGUUCAGGAUGUCAUCAAAGAAGGCACUGACUCUGGAGUGAGGGGGGAAAAUCGUACAUUUGUGGCCCACCCCCAGUGCAGAGAGGCGAUAGACCUGACAGAGGGAAAGACCUACCUGAUCAUGGGCAAGUCUGUGGACCUCAUCAGAGGAGAGGACAGGAUGAUGUACAUGCUAGGCAGAGGCACCUGGAUUGAACACUGCCCCAUGGAGGUGGAGUGCCUGGAACCUGUGCACCGGUGUCAGGAAUAAUUAGGAAUAAUUAUGUUCCUCCAACAAACAUAAAAAUAAUUAGGAGUAAUAAAGUUCCUCCAACAAACAGCCACCAUUAUAAUUUACUUCCUUCUUUGUUUGCGGCUGUUCCAUUGGCUAACACUAUAAACCAACAAAGAGCAGCAUUUUUUUCAGCCGCUCAAAUAUACCUGGGUGUUGACUAUAUAGGCUGUGACAACAGGCAGUUAUACUUCAGUUGCAUUUGAACAUAUCAACCGCAGCAUGUCACUUUGAAUCGCAAGAAAAAGAUCUCUGAAUGGUACAAUUAAACUGCAGUUGGUCAGAAUGUAAUUCUGUGGGGUCAGUUUACUGCACAAGACUGGAGUUGAAUACCUGUAAUGAAUGUCAGCAGCUCUUAUAAUUAUUUAAAAAAUGGCACUGAUAACUUGAUAUGACAUUAACUGCUUAAUUUAUAGUGAGUGCCAUAAUGUUUGGGACAAAUACUUUUUUUUAUUGAUUUGGCUCUGUACUCCACAAUUUUAGAUUUGUAAUCAAACCAUUCACAUACGGUUGAAGUGCGCAUUCUCAGCUUUUUUUAAGUGUAAUUUUAAACAUUUUGGUUUCACCAAGCUCUGUGAUUUCUGAGCUCACUGGGGCUUUCUUUCUUCUUAAUUAUGUUCAAAACAGUUGAUUUUGGUUAGCCUAAGCUUUGGCCUAUGUCUCUGUUUUUUUUUUUCUUCUUUUCUUUUCUUAUUUCUCAGCCUCAUAAUGGCUUCCUUGACUUUCAUUGGUACAAGUCUGACCCCCUUGUUGACAAAUGCCAUUAACAAGUUCCAAGGCUAUCAAAAGGCUAGAAUCAAGGCUAGAUACUGAAAGCUCUCUUGUACCUGCACUAAGGAAGGAACACACCUUACUAAUCAGAAGUACCUGUGAUGUCAUUUGUCUCAAACAUUAUGACCUGAAAUGGGAGGACUAUUUAUAAAAAAAGUGCUGUCAUUUCUACGUGGUGAAAACAAAAUAUAUAAAAAUGCCCUUGAAUAAAACCUGAGAAUGUACAAUAACCACAUGUGAUUGCAAAACGAAAAUUGUGAAGUACAGAGCCAAAUAAAUGCUCAAUAUGUCUUUGUCCCAAACAUUAUGGCGCUUACUGUAUGCAUUACUUUUAUUUUUGAUAAAAUCUACAGAUAAAAUGAUCAUUUGAAAUUAUUUGGAAAGAAAAUGCUUACUGUGUGUUCAUUUGUGAAGUUUGUAAAAAGAAUACAACGCUGGACCAGGACAUGGUAGUUUGGGCUAUGUGGUGUUGAACGUGUCAUCCAAGAUACCUCCUUGAACACGUCCUAUAUAUUUGCGCUUGGCGUAUGUGAAUUCCUUGUAUCUUAACUGUAAUUUAUGUCUUGUAAAACUGUCACAGUAAAUGUUUAUAUUGUAAUCAGGGGUCCUCUGAAAAAGAGACCUUGGUCUCAGUGGGACUACCCUGAAAUAAAGGUUUCAGUCAAUCAAAA